AUGGCCAAGACUGAACCCAAGCCAGUGCAGGACCUUGCAGUGGUGGGUACUGUCCACCGAGGACAGAUGCUGCUGAAGCACUCUCAGCUCAUGUCUGAACAGAUUGCUGAAGUGUUGAUGGGAGUGGUCAUGAUCUACUGGGCUGACCACGAGAAAAGCAUUGCGGAUCUCAUAGUGCAGGCUGGGGUGAGAGUACUGGAAUGUCAAGACAAGGUAGCUGCCACAAAAACUAGAGUUGUCCAGGCAUGCCGUGCCAGCCCCACUGCCGGGGGAGAAAAUGCAUCAAGCCGGCACCUGGAGGUGCGCGGCUGUCUGGAAAUCCUCUUCGAGGAUGCACGCAAGAGCAUGGUGAAUGACCUGGUGCCUUCUGUGCUUCGUGGGGACACUUGUUUACUCCACAGGUUUUUCCAAAGCUACCGAUCAGUUGGCACCACACAGCAGGUGCUGGAGCUGCUGUUGAAAAGAUGUGACACCCUCAUGAACUCCUGCCGACAUGGCCACAUCCUUGCCUGCUUUGGCAGAGGUGGUGAACGUCAGGGUCAACUCAGGAAGGCCAUCUCCACCAUCCUGGGCACCUGGCUGGACACCUACCACCAGCACUUCCAGGAGCCUCCGGACUUCCCGUGCCUCAAGCAGCUGGUGGCCUACGUGCAGCUGCGCUUCCCUGGCUCACAUCUGGAGCACCGCGCCCACCUUCUGCUGGCCCAGCUGCAGGGCCUGGUUCCGCCGGAUGAUGAGUCUAAGGCUCCGUCAUCACUUCCAGAGGAGGAGUCAGCUGUGUCAGAGACUCUGGAGCUGGACUCAGCCUCAGAGCCACAGGCACCCGCACAGCCACCUGGGCCUUCAUCCGAGGCCACAGCAAACACAGUGAGUAGACAGAAACCCUGCUUCCUGGGUCCCCUCCUGAGCUGGUGACAGAGCAGUUCAUGCUGAGGGCUGCGGGAGCGGCUGGGCUCAGCAGGGCAGGGCCC
Messenger RNA from Octodon degus (degu), 971 nucleotides. Its product is annotated as ral guanine nucleotide dissociation stimulator-like. Lineage: Eukaryota; Metazoa; Chordata; Mammalia; Rodentia; Octodontidae. The coding region runs from base 1 to 915 and encodes 304 amino acids. The record is from RefSeq and is a predicted model, not a curated record. The transcript has 5 exons.